AUGUCACGACCCCACCGCCGACCACCGCAGUCCUCAGCCAAUGAAGCAUACCGCCGCGCGCUACUACUUCCUGUCCAGCCAUGGAAAAAGGAAUGGGUAACACCCGUAGGAGGCAGCCCGGGAUUGAAGCUGAUGAAAUGGGUAAAGAGUGAUGAGAAGCUUCAAUGGAGUGAUGACGAAGAUGACACUGCCCUAGAACAAGCGCUCGGAGCUGCAGCGGAUCAUGGCGUGGCUGGGGAAGGGGCGGAUGAAGCCGGCUCAUCAGAAGACGAGGAGUCGCGCGAACCUGACGAGGGUGACUCGACGCCCAUCGAUGGUGGUAGCUUUCCCGCCUCAGGGAUACAGACUCCUAAGGAAAUUAGGCCCCAUCCCCUGAGGAAAGAGCUAAAGCCAGAAACGGAGGAGGAAGAGGAGGAGGAAGGUGAGGAGCCGGAGGAAGGGGAAGAAGCAGAGGCGGACGACGAGGAAGAGCCUGAAAAGGAUGAGAAGCAGGGUGCAGAGGUAGAGGAAGGCGAAGAAGGCGAAGGGGAGGAAGACGCGGAUCUGAACGUCCCUCAGACUGACGGCGACUAUGACGCCACCUCUGGGCCCGGGUUCCCCCACGAAGAAGGCACAGACGACAUGAUGGGUGAAGGCUACGACGGACAGCCGUAUGGGCAUAUGACGCUUGAGCAAAUUGCGGAGGUGGGAUUGAUGGAGGGUGAGGAGGUCGUCAACCACGAAGGGGGGAUCGAGGAGGCGUCAGGGCAACAACCGUUAGGACUCGUGAACGCCGAUAAUCCGGAUGAGUCGUACGUGUAG
Molecule: messenger RNA, 801 nt
Organism: Dacryopinax primogenitus
Lineage: Eukaryota; Fungi; Basidiomycota; Dacrymycetes; Dacrymycetales; Dacrymycetaceae
Exons: 2
Coding region: 1-801 (266 amino acids)
Source: RefSeq, a predicted model, not a curated record